Symbiodinium natans is the source of this 3297-nucleotide messenger RNA. The record is from the annotation of a GenBank genome assembly. NCBI's taxonomy places the organism in Eukaryota, Dinophyceae, Suessiales, Symbiodiniaceae.
AUGGAGGAACCGCCCGUGGUGGUAGGAGCGGUCGAUAUGGAGAUGGCCCCAGAGCAGCAGACCAUGACAGGCAUGGGCUUUUUGCAGUCGCUCCUCGAGCCCCACAGUGCGCUCAUCGUGAAGCAGACGAUGCGGGGCUGCUUCCAGGAGUGCCUGGGGUGCGAUGCCAAGUCCGAGUACAAGAUUGCUCCGCUGGACCCCGGCGAGAUUCGAGGCAUGGACGCAUCCGAGACCGCGUUAGGCGCUCCGGAAAUCAUGUACGCCAUUGAGCACUCCAGCUGCUGCUGCCGGCUGUGCAAUCCGGCGGGGCGCGGUUUCGAGAUGCACGUGUCUCAAGGCGGCGAAGCUGGUGGACCCCCUGUGGUGAACUAUGUCAAGCCCCUCACGUUUCCCGCUGUGUGCCACAUCCAGACAGAGAAGUUCGGCAGCUACGACUGCCCGUGCUGCUGCUGCCUCCCGAACAUGCAGCCCAAGCUGCCGGAUGGGAGUUCACUCGGGUCUGAGUCCCGCUACUACUGCGAUGUUUGCCUCUACGUGCCGAAGUUCAAGUACAAGGAGGACGACCAGCUCGUGUACAUCAUUCAUCCGGAGACGUGCUUGGGUGGCGCCUGUGUGGCUUGCAACAUCUGCAGCGGUAAGGGCAUCGCAUACAUGCCCUUCUACUUCCACGACCCGGAGACCGGCGAUGUGAUCGGCGAGUACGACAAUCCCUACACCCCCCAGGUGCGGAAGGUUUGGGCAGGCUGGAAGAAGGAGUGUUGCUCCACGGCCGACACCUUCACAGUUGUCUUCCCCAAGGAUGCAACUGUCAAGAGGAAGGCAGGCCUUUUGGGAAUGACCUUUCUGAUUGAUUUUACCAUUUUCGAGGGCCAUCAGCAAAGCGCUACGUACUUGGACCCACGGGCCGAGCAGUUGCUAAGUCCUUGCAGAGUUGACGGAGAGGGAAAGUGGGAGGAGUCUACUGACAGAUGCAAGAAGAGGGCACCAUUCUCCUCUGAGACGCUGACGCAAGACUACCUGCUAGUCCUUGUCACAGGCUUUCAGGAGGUGCUUCAGCGCAGCUGUCCCUUCGCUGCGGCCUUGACUCAGCUCUUGCCUUAUACCAUGGAGAACCUUGACCUGAAGAUCCAGGUCCUAGUCGGCCACGAGAUGGUUCCCCUCGCCCGAGCCAUGAGCUACGCGGGCGCCGGGUGGAGCAACCUGCUGGCGAGUGAGUGGCCAAUCUUCGGGAUCCUGAACCGCAUACGGGAGAUGCGGGUCAAGUCGGAAACUUCGAGCGCCUACUACAAAAGCCUUGGGCAGAGCACCACGCCCUCUCCAGUGAUGGCCCUUGCCCAGCUCAAUGCCUCCAGCUGCAUGAUGCGCGCCACUGCGAGGCUUCACCUCGCACUUCUGGCCGACUUUGCUCCCAGCUUCGACCAGUCCCCAGCUGCGCAGCUGGUGGACGACGCCGAAGCCCAGGCCGUCCAAUGCUUGCGGAAGCUGCAGCCACGCUUGCAAGAGUCGGCCGCCCAGCACAGGGUGUUGUGCCUGCUGCUCUGUGCAACAGCACCCAUCCGAUCCUUUGCCGAAGAAAGGCCGAAGCUUUGGGAUACCUUGCAUUUGAUCGACUGGUGUGCUUUGCGGGGCUUGAAGGGGCCAUGCCAGAACCUGGCAGAGGAGGAGGGGAACAUGGCUGUCCAGGCGAUGCUGCCCAUCUCCGUGGCUUUUGUGCUUUGCCUCAUGCUGUCCUCCUCCAUGGAGUCCUUCAACAUAACCUGGCUGCCCGAGUCGGGCGUGGUCAUCCUCAUCGGCCUUGGCCUGGGCGCCAUCUUCAUGGUCCACUUCGGGGAAGCUGGCUUUGGGACCGGGUCUGUGAUCCCUGUGGUGGGACCGCCAGCUGUGAAGUAUGCCUUCCUGCCGAUCAUCAUCUUCGAGUCCGGCUGGACACUCCGCUGGAAGGACUUCGCCUCGCAAUUGGGCUACAUCCUCGUCUUCGCAAUCCUAGGCUCCGUUAUCUCCAUGGUGGUGGUGGCCGAGCUGAUCCUGGCUACCAGUGACUACCACUCCAUCCAGAACCGCCGGACAGCCUUUGCAUAUGGCUCGUUGAUUGCAGCGACCGACCCGGUCGCAACGCUGGCCACCUACGCAAGCCUCAAAGUCGAGCCGGUGCUGAAUGUCAUGGUCUUUGGGGAGUCCAUGAUCAACGACGCUGUUGCCAUUGUCAUCUUCGAGAUUCUGAACAGUAACAAGAUCAUGGGCAACCCAUGUCACCCGGUCACCCAGCAAUCCAUCUCGCUGGCGGUGACAGUGGGCAUCUUUCAGAAGUUGGCAAUCUCCAUCAGCCUCGGUCUGGCGUCGGCGAUGGUCCUGAUUCUGGGGCUCCGCUUCGCAAGCCUGAAGCACUCUCAACUCAUGGAGAUCCUCUACAUCAUGGUGUCGGCUUACGUGAUCUACGCCGUGGCGGAAAAGCUGCACUCCUCCGGAAUCAUCGCCACGCUGUUCGGCUCCAUGCUCAUGGGCAUCUACGCGAAACCACACCUGUCAGAUGAGGGAAACCUGCUGGCCACUUUCUUCGUGAAAGGUAUGGCAACUCUUGCAGACACCUUCACGUUUCUGAUCGUGGGCGUCGGGGCUGUGGCCGUAACCCAGGAACGAUCCAGCUUCAAGUUUAGCCUUUGGGUCAUGCUCUUCUGCAUCGUCGGCCGUAUGGCUGCCGUGAUACCUUGUGGUGGCAUCGUCAACGCUGCAAAGACUGCAAUCGGUCGGCACAACAAGGCCCCUCGCCAAGACUGGUUCCUCUUAUCCUGGCAGCAUCUCUUCAUGAUGUGGCACGCCGGCCUGCGAGGAGCCAUCGCGCUGGUUCUCUGUUGGGAGCUGGGAGACUGGGUGGAUGAGCUGGAAGGCCCAGGGACCAAAGAGAUCCUGAUCACCAGCACCCUCGUGGUCAUCUGCGUCUUCCUGCUGGCCUUCGGGGGCACGACGCAGGGCAUGUUGCGGUGCUUGAAGAUACGGAUGGGAGAGGACAUGCCCGAGAACCUCUUGGCUGGAAAUACCAUGCUCAGCUGCGCACGGAAGUGCGGCCAUGCCAUUGAUGGCCGGCUGCUAUGGCCUUGCUUGGUGGGUGGGCCCAAUACCAAGGAUGCCACCUUGGAGGACCUGGCGGGAAGUGCCCUACAAGAGAUUCUUCAGGAGACUGGCUUGUCGCACCGGAACCAGGCCUUCUUCCGACGGCGGUCCUCCACGUUUCGCAUCUGCACCGAUGGGGUAGGGGAUUCUGAGCUUUCCACCAGCUCCACGGAAGAGGAAACUCUCUGA